CAAGCUCUUUCUUUCCGGUUUAGGGCCCUCCGUGUGUGAACACACUUUGGAUAGUGGUUCUAAUUUUUACUUUGCCGUGCUUUAAAACGCCUCAGAAUGCCGCCAAAGUUCGAUCCCAACGAGAUUAAGCACGUGUACCUCCGAUGCGUCGGUGGGGAAGUCGGUGCUACUUCGUCCCUUGCUCCCAAGAUCGGUCCGCUGGGUUUGUCUCCCAAGAAAAUUGGUGACGAUAUCGCCAAGGCAACCGGCGACUGGAAGGGGCUAAAGAUUACCGUCUGUCUCACGAUCCAGAACCGACAGGCUACGAUUUCUGUUGUACCGUCGGCCGCUUCGCUUAUCGUGAAAGCCCUGAAGGAACCGCCACGCGAUCGCAAGAAGGUGAAAAACAUUAAACAUAAUGGUAACAUCACCUUCGACGAAGUGAUCAGCAUUGCGCGCGUGAUGCGACCCCGAUCGAUGGCCCGUGAGCUUUCGGGAACCUGUAAGGAAGUGCUGGGAACAGCGCACAGCGUUGGCUGCACCAUCGAUGGUCGUGCACCCCACGACGUCAUUGAGGACAUCUCGAGCGGAGCUAUCGAAGUCCCGUCGGAGUAGGCAAAACACCGUGUACCCCCCCACAUUUCGGCUCGUGACCCGGUUGUAAUGUGCUGAGGCAUCCAGGCAUCAUAGGCCCUCCUCCACCUCAUUUGUCAUCGGUGACCGCGUUGAAUAAAAUUACAAACAACAAAACA
Messenger RNA from Anopheles aquasalis, 731 nucleotides. RefSeq names its product ribosomal protein L12 (gene RpL12). The record is from RefSeq and is a predicted model, not a curated record. Gene Ontology annotation, biological process: translation. Gene Ontology annotation, cellular component: cytosolic large ribosomal subunit; ribosome. NCBI's taxonomy places the organism in Eukaryota, Metazoa, Arthropoda, Insecta, Diptera, Culicidae. Gene Ontology annotation, molecular function: large ribosomal subunit rRNA binding; structural constituent of ribosome.